AUGGCCGCGAUCAAAGGGUACAAAUGCAUCAUCACGCUUUCAGAGAAGAUGUCACUGGAAAAGGAAAAAAUCCUACACGCACUGGGAGCCAGAGUAGGCCGGACACCUGCUGGAGUACCCGUCGACGAUCCAGAUUCCAUUCCUAGUACUGAGGGAAAGGUGGACGUGGGGAUCGCUGGAGCAGGAACCAAAGGCACCGUCACUGGUUUCACCAGAGGGCUGAAGAAGGAUAAUCGAGAUGUAUUUGUUGUGGGCGUCGAUCCUACCGGGUCUGUCCUUGCGUGGCCGGGGGUUCCGAAUGAGCAGACGAGCGAGUAUAAAGUGGAGGGAAUUAGGUAUGACUUUGUUCCUGGGGCUUUGGAGCAGACAGCCCCCGAUGUCCGGGUCAAGACAACAGAUGGGGUCUCAUUCAGGAUGGCAAGGGGUCUGAUACGUUUAGAAGGACUGCUUUGUGGCGGUUCAUCUGGGGCUGCCUUUGUGGGGAUGGUCCAGUUCCUUGGGAUGCACCCCGAGUUCAACGUUGAAGACAAAACAAUCGUACUUGUGUUUCCGGAUAGUGUGAGGAAUUACCUGACCAAGUUUGCGGAUGAUGCGUGGAUGGAAGGGAAUGGAUAUUCAGAAUGAAUGCUGUAGCGG
Aspergillus wentii DTO 134E9 is the source of this 636-nucleotide messenger RNA. RefSeq lists its product as uncharacterized. Gene Ontology annotation, cellular component: cytoplasm. Gene Ontology annotation, molecular function: cysteine synthase activity; cystathionine beta-synthase activity. The record is from RefSeq and is a predicted model, not a curated record. NCBI's taxonomy places the organism in Eukaryota, Fungi, Ascomycota, Eurotiomycetes, Eurotiales, Aspergillaceae. The coding region runs from base 1 to 624 and encodes 207 amino acids. The transcript is spliced from 2 exons.